AUGAUUCAUUAUCACCAACAUGAUGAAGCACGCGAAGAAGAGGAUAUUGUUCUAGACGAAGAACAGGAUCAGCAACACGUACAAAAUAUCAUUACAUCCUUUGAUCCAAUCACACUCCAAAAGAAAUAUAUCUUUACGUUCGGAGGUGUUCCGGUUCCAGUUCCUCCUUUCGAAAUGACUCCUCCGAUCAUUUUGGACAGUGUUGAUGUAGCCGCUCGAAAAUUGGAAGGAGAAAUACCUGUAACAUUUUCAGAUAUUGAAUUCAUAUUCCGGAAAGAGCAAUCAUGCAUGGAAUUUUCAUGUGGUUCGGUUGAAGAAUUUCCCAAAGACAACCCAGAAAUGCCCCAAAUUGCUUUUGCUGGAAGAAGUAAUGUAGGAAAAUCUAGUUUGUUAAAUGCCCUAGUGGACUCGGAUAGAUUGGCUCGGGUUUCAGCGACACCUGGUCACACAAAACGAGUCAAUUAUUUCAAUAUUAAUAAUUUAUUGUAUGUGGUUGAUUUACCUGGUUAUGGAUUUGCAGAGGGAAAUGCCGAAAAAAUUCGAGAGUGGAAUGUUGUUUUUCGGGAAUAUUGUAUUCGAAAUACUGUGUUGAAGAGAGUUUUCAUUUUACUAGAUGCUCGAUAUGGAGUUUACGAACAAGAUUGUGAAUUUAUGGACAUGUUGGAAGAGGCUGGAAUUUCGUAUCAAAUUGUUUUAACGAAAUGUGACAAGGUUUCUCCAGAACAUUUGAAUGAAAUGAUGAAUUUCUUAUACAACGAAAUGAAAUCUGGAAAUACAUUUCGAUCCUGUUUUCCAUAUAUUUUACCAACGAGUUCUGAAAAGAUGAUUGGAAUUCAAGAUUUGAAAGCAGCAAUUAUUCGAGCGAGUGGGAUCUUGGAGAGUGGAGCUUUAUUUUCACGACAAGAACGGGAAGCACUGGCAGCUCGAAUGGAAAACAUCAUGAGAAGUACCGAACCAGAUCAUCCCUACUUUAAGCUUCGAAAUGAAAUUUUGAAUAAUACUCAAAUCAAAACUGAUGAUCAAGGAAAAUAUUCAACCCAAAGACCAACUCCUGUUGUGGCGAAAAACCAAGGACAAGAAGAUGAAGGGAUUUCCACAUCAUUAGAAACGAAUUCAACUAAAAGAACCCCGCAGGAAAAAAGUUGA
Molecule: messenger RNA, 1146 nt
Organism: Naegleria fowleri
Lineage: Eukaryota; Heterolobosea; Eutetramitea; Acrasida; Naegleriidae
Exons: 1
Coding region: 1-1146 (381 amino acids)
Molecular function (GO): GTP binding
Source: RefSeq, a predicted model, not a curated record